Molecule: messenger RNA, 1704 nt
Organism: Sciurus carolinensis (gray squirrel)
Lineage: Eukaryota; Metazoa; Chordata; Mammalia; Rodentia; Sciuridae
Product: golgin subfamily A member 2-like
Biological process (GO): spindle assembly; Golgi organization
Cellular component (GO): Golgi apparatus; Golgi cis cisterna; Golgi cisterna membrane
Source: RefSeq, a predicted model, not a curated record
AUGGACUGUCAGACAAAGCCAGUUGGCGCGGCCCACCACAAGUCGGCAGAACAGCAGAACAACAGCGCUGGUGCCCCUGCAGGAGCAGAGAAGAGUAAACAGGGCAGAAGUCCUGAGACAACCACUGCUGGUUCUUGUCACUUGCCCGAGGAUGCGCCCAAAGACCACGCCACUCCCACACCACCAUCUGCUGAUGACACUGUUACCGUGCGUGUCCCUUCCCCAGGCCACCACCAUCUGCUGAUGACACCGUUAUCAGCUCAGUGGUCGUGUCUGAGUCUUCAUCCUACAUCAGGCCUCACAUCGCUUGCUAACAUGAGGGAUCUGGAGAGUCAGUACCAAGAGUUAGCAGUGGCCCUGGACUCCAGCUAUCUGACAAACAAUUCACCGGGGCUGGAAGAGCGCCAGAAGAAGCUGGAGGUGUCUGAACUCCCGCUGCAGCAGUUCUUCAGCUGGUCUGAAGCCCCUGAUAGGAACCGUCAGUUAUGGCAGGCCAUGGAGGAGCAGGCACAGCUGAGGAAACAUGUUUUGCGGGUUCUGGAGUCACUGAAGCAACUGCAGGUGGAGAGACCACCAUGCAGAGAGCCUGAAAGUUCAGAGUACAUGUGGCAGCAGUGGAUGCAGCAAAUGUCAGAGCAGAUGCACAGACUGAGGGAGGAGAAGGAAGAGAGGUGGUCUGGGGAAGAGCAGUGGUUGCAGGCAGAAGCUGAGCAGCUGCAGAAGGAACUGGAGGGCCUGGCUGGACAGUUCCAUGUCCAGAUGCAGGAUAAAAAUAGCCUGAGUUGCCUGAAUCUGGUGUUGGAGGAGAGGCUGCUGGAACUGGAGCAGGUGGUAGAGUGUGGGGGCGAGCAGCCAUGGAGCCCAAGCUCCAAGAUCAUGGGAGCUUCAGAAAGUCUGCAUCCCCAUCAGCCAUGGGCUCUCACAGAAUGUGAGCUCACAGGGCCACUGGCCGGGCUACAGAACAGCAUCCACAAGCUGACUAAUGAGAAUAUGGAGAUGACCAGUGCAGCAGGUCAAGAAGGAGCUGGUCAGGAAGCUGGGUCAGCUGCAGGAGAAGCUGGGAGAGCUGAAGGAGAUGGGGGAGCUGAAGAGUCAAGAGGCUUAGGGUCAGCAGCAGGAGCGAGAGCAACCCCAGUGGCCUGUCAGCAGCCGACCUUGGAGAAGGAGACACUGCACAAGUGUGAGCUGCAGGAGACCCACCUAGAGGCCACCAUUCAGAAGAACCAACAGCUACAGGCCCAUCUGAGCCUCCUGGCUGUCCGUGGGGAAGGAUGGAAUGGACAAGAAAAGGAUGAGGAGGCUCGUAGGCCCUGUCUGACUGUCCCAGAGGACCUAGACAGCCAAGAGGCCAUGGUGGCAUUCUUUGAUGUGACUCUGGUCAGUGCUGAGGAAGAGAAGGCACAGCUGAGCAGGGAACUGCUGUCACGCUGCCAGCACCUGGCUCACCUGACAGUCCCAUCCCUGAGUGAACCCACAGAGCAGACUCUGGUCCCCAGGAGUGGAGAGAGCUGUGUGUCUGGGGAGAACCCCCAGGCUCCACGUGUGGCCAUGGAGGAGCUGCCGAGCCACGUCCUGGAGGUCAUGCAGAAGGUGGAGCUCCACGAGCAGGUGGAGGAACUGGACCCUGUCUGUACCCAGCUCUCUGGGGAGAUAAACACCACUGCAGAGUAUAUUGCCCUCUACAAAAUCAGAGGGCAGAGCUGA